GCUGUGUUGUCUCCGUGGUUUGUUAACUAUUAGUCUCGAGUGCUACAGUUAACAUUCAUGUUACAUUCAGAGUAAGAAAACACUAAAGGAGAGUCUCAGUAGAAACAAACCUCAGUAUUGUGUCAGAAAACGGAGCUGCGGUGAUACGAACGAAGAGAAGAGUGCUAACGGAGCUAGCCUGGAAGCUAACGGCUGUUAGCAUGGAGGAAGUGAAGAACAUCAGCGGAGACAUCCUGCAGGUGGUAGUGAAAGAUGAAGAGGUUCUCCCUGAGCAGCAGGAGAGGAGCUCCAGUCUGGACCAGGAGGAGCCACCAGAACCAGCACAUAUCAAAGAGGAACAGGAGGAACUCUGGAUCAGUCAGGAGAGAGAACAGCUUCAAGGAGCAGAGGAGGAUGAUAUCAACGCGUUCACAUUGACUCCUACCCAUGUGAAGAGUGAGGAAGAUGAUGGAGAGAAACUUCAGUCCUCACAGGUUGAUGAAAACAGAAAUGUAAAGAGCAGAGACACAGAGCAUUUGAAGAUAGAAGCUGAUAGGGAGGACUAUGAAGGAUCAGACCGAUACUUUAAUCUAGACAGUCAUUUACAUCCAGUUACUCCUGAUGAGACUUCAGACCUAUCUGAAUCUGAAACUGAUGACAGUGCUGAUUGGGAGGAGAGUGAUGAACCUCAAGAAGGUUUAAAUGAUCUACAAAACAAAAAUGGAACUGUAAGUGGUAUGAAACCUAGCGCGGGAAAUUUAUCAGUCAGCGUGUCUGAAUGUGCUCACAGCUUUGGACAAAAGAAACAGCAGAAGCAGCACCAAGGAGAGGAGCGACUGAGUUGUUCAUUUUGUGGUAAAAGAUUCCUGUGUAAGAAAAAUUUAAAACAACAUAUGUUGCGUCAUUCAGCAGAAAAACGUUUCAGCUGCUCAGUUUGUCAGAAAAGUUUUCUCUGGAAAGUAGAGAUGGUGAGGCACAUGAGAGUCCACACAGGAGAGAAACCACUGAGUUGUUCAGUUUGUUGUAAAAGUUUUUCCAGCCAUGCACAUCUAAGGCAACACUCUGUUGUCCACACAGAGGAGAAACGAUUUAGUUGUUCACUUUGUGGUAAAAGUUUUACUUGUCAUGGAAGUCUGAAAACACAUUCUGUAGUCCACACAGGUGAGAAACCGUUUAGUUGCUCAUUUUGUUGUAAAAGUUUUUCUCAACUUGGAGGACUGAAAAGACAUUCUGUGGUCCACACAGGGGAGAAACGAUUUAGUUGUUCAGUUUGUGGUAAAAGUUUUUCCCGACAUGAAAAUCUCCGAAAACAUUCUGUUGUCCACACAGGGGAGAAACCAUUUAGUUGUUCAGUUUGUGGUAAAAGUUUUACUCAAAAUGGAAGUCUGACACUGCACUCUCUUGUGCACACAGGGGAGAAACCGUUUAGUUGUUCAGUUUGUAGUAAAAGUUUCUCUUGCCGUGGAAGUCUGAGAAGACACUCUGUUGUCCACACAGGGGAGAAACCAUUUAGCUGCUCGGUUUGUGGUAAAAGUUUUUCUCAACAUGGAAGUCUGAAAAUACAUGCUGUUGUCCACACAAGGGAAACCAUUCAUUCGGGGUGUUAGUGACAACAUUUACUCACCCUCAAGUUGUCCAGUAUCUUAAGUCUUUUAAUAUGAUAAGAGAACAUUUUCUGAACUCUCAAGAUACUCAUCAGAUACAACCUUCAAACUACAUUGGCAAAGUCUAACAUUCACUGUCUUAAAAUGUGUUUUUAGAACUACAUGACUCGAUUUAUUUUCUAGAAUACAAUAUUUUUGGAGGCUAUGGUUUCUCUGAGUGUGUAACUGAUCUCUUGUAUGUUAAACAUAUUUAUAAACUUUUUAAAUGAUGAACAAAGUUGCCUUAGAAUUGGGUCAGAUUUUACAGACUUGUCUCCACACAGUACUUGG
Messenger RNA from Cheilinus undulatus (humphead wrasse), 1913 nucleotides. RefSeq names its product zinc finger protein 664-like. Gene Ontology annotation, biological process: regulation of transcription by RNA polymerase II. Gene Ontology annotation, molecular function: DNA-binding transcription factor activity, RNA polymerase II-specific; RNA polymerase II cis-regulatory region sequence-specific DNA binding. The transcript is spliced from 2 exons. Lineage: Eukaryota; Metazoa; Chordata; Actinopteri; Labriformes; Labridae. The record is from RefSeq and is a predicted model, not a curated record. Gene Ontology annotation, cellular component: nucleus. Bases 201 to 1586 code for a protein of 461 amino acids.